Messenger RNA from Penicillium coprophilum, 1185 nucleotides. Its product is annotated as putative cell division protein kinase (Ctk1). The record is from RefSeq and is a predicted model, not a curated record. Lineage: Eukaryota; Fungi; Ascomycota; Eurotiomycetes; Eurotiales; Aspergillaceae. Gene Ontology annotation, cellular component: cytoplasm; nucleus. Bases 1 to 1185 code for a protein of 394 amino acids. The transcript has 5 exons. Gene Ontology annotation, molecular function: ATP binding; cyclin-dependent protein serine/threonine kinase activity. Gene Ontology annotation, biological process: protein phosphorylation.
AUGUCCUGGAAAGACAAUUUUGGUUUCACAGACCGGCUGCGAGCCAUACAGUCUCUCACAGCGGCUUAUCAAAAAGCUUCUUCUUCACCUGCCUCCGCAUUUGCAGAAGCUAUGGCCCAAGCAAAGCGGGUUGAAACCGAGGCGUAUGACAAGGCGACCUCAAAAAGUGAAUAUGAUUCCAUCUGCCAACAGGCAAUUGAUGAAGCUGAAUUGGCAGUGUCCACAGAGCUCAUCCCUAGCAGUCUGCAGCAUGCCGAGGAUGACCAUGAAGAAUUGGAGACCUCGACCGGUGAAGUGAUCGGCCAGUAUCAGUCUUGUUUUGGUCAUUAUGAUGGUCUGCACUCCUCUAUCUACAAAUCGAAGUUGGAAGAUGGGACUGUUCGAGCAGUGAAAGUCACCAUUCCUCAUAUGAUGACAGCCCCGCAUGACGCUCACCGAGAAGCACGGUUGCUGCGCGAAGCUUCCCACCCCCAUAUAAUUCCAUUACUCGAGACGUUUAACCUUGAUGGUGGACGAUUUGUCUUGGUCUUCCCUUUUGUGCGAUAUGACUUUGAGAAAUUGCUCCGGCGUGACAUGGUAACUGCUGCUCAAACACGAUCGAUUCUGCGAGACCUAUUCCAUGCCCUUGCCCAUCUUCACAGCAUGGGUAUACUUCAUAGGGACAUCAAGCCCUCUAAUCUUCUGAUGGACUCUCCCAACGGACCAGCCUACUUGGCAGACUUUGGCGUUUCAUGGAAAGAAGGCGAUCCGGGAUCUGAGCCAUCCACGCAGAAAAUCACGGAUGUGGGCACAACCUGCUAUCGACCCCCAGAGAUCCUCUUUGGUUUCAAAGAGUAUGGAACAUCCCUGGACAUGUGGGCUGCUGGCUGUGUAGUGGCAGAAGCCAUUGCAGUCGGCCACCACCAGCUCUUCGACUCUGGGCCUGUGGGCAGCGAUUUAUCGCUGAUUUUCUCCAUAUUCAAGCUACUAGGCACUCCAGAUGAACGGCGCUGGCCGGGAGUGAAGGUUUUGCCAGAUUGGGGGAAAGUAGAAUUCCACUCGUUCCCCACGCAGAACUGGGAGGAUAUCCUUCCGGGUGCAUCUUCGAAUGGCCGUGACUUAGUCAGCCGCUUAUUGUGUUACGAAAGCAGUGAAAGACUCUCGGCAGCCGAGGCCCUUGCCCAUCCAUAUUUUGCUCAGACUUGA